Messenger RNA from Cuscuta campestris, 1498 nucleotides. The record is from the annotation of a GenBank genome assembly. Lineage: Eukaryota; Viridiplantae; Streptophyta; Magnoliopsida; Solanales; Convolvulaceae.
CUAAGCAAACUAGGAAAAAUACUAAACCGAAUCCCAAAGGGAUUCAGUUAAACAAAAAACCCUAACCCUACUUCAUGGUAUCAGAGCCUAAUUAAACAAAAAAAACCCUAACCCUACUUCUCGGCUCUCUCUCUCCCUCGCGGCAGUCACAGCGCCGGCCCGCCGUCCCUCCUUCGACGUCGGCAGUCCCCCAGCGGCGGCACCCCCCCCUUCUCCCUUCGGCUCUCUUCUCUCUAAUGGCCGAAAGCGAGGUUACCUCCAACUCCACUCCGGCAAAAACCCCUCAUCUUGCCUUCACGACGAUCUCUAAUGUCAAACUCCAUGUUCCGGUUCUUCUCAGCCUCUCUCAACCGAACUACAAAAAGUGGAGUCGCCUUUUCCUCCUCUUGGUGCGCCGAUUCAAUCUCCAAGGCUACAUCAAUGGCUCCAUCGUCCCUCUCUCAGAAGACGAUGAUGAGUGGCUCCAACUCGAUGCUCUCCUCCAUGGAUGGAUCUUAUCCACCAUCUCCGACGAAGUCUCAGAUCUGGUUAUCUCUUCUGUCUCCACCGCUUCUGCUCUUUGGAAAGUUAUUCAUGAUUUGUUUCACGACAAUAAGAAUGCUCGUGCCAUGCAACUGGAGCACGAGUUUCGUACCACUGUCAAAGGCAACACCACCAUGGCGGCCUACUGUCAACAUCUGCAAAAUCUCGCAGAUUGGCUGGACGAUGUUGAUGCCCCGGUGUCCCAACAUCAAUUGGUUCUUCAGAUGCUUCGUGGUCUCCCCGUAGAUUUGCAAGCCCAGACGUCUUUUCUUCAAUUUCAGGAUCCGCUGCCCACUUUUCUCCAAGCCCGCUCCGCUCUUAUGCUUUUAGACCGGCAACGCUCUCCCAUGGGCGACUCGAGCAGCACGGCCCUACUCGCCCAGAGGCCCGGCGUCAACAGCGGCGGCCGGCAGUCUUCCAGCGGCGACAGCGGGGGUCCUCAGCACGGCAGCGGCGGCUACCAUGGCGGCGGGCUUCAGCACAGCGGCAGCUACGGUGAGGGCGGCUCCUCCGGACAGCGCAACGGCUAUGGACGCGGCGGCGGGCGAGGCAACGGUGCUCGAGGAUCGUCGGACGGGAACCGUGAUGCAUCGAUCCAAUGAUAUGGGACCUCUCUACCCUUAGCCCAACACAUAACUCUAGUACCAACCAUGGCAGCCGUCGGUAAUCUCAAUGUCGCUCAAAUAACUCGUUUGUUGUCCCUUGUGGAGUCGUCUUCCGCAAAUCAAUGUAAUGGCGUGUCUUUGAUUGAUAGUGGUGCCUCACAUCAUACCUGUCUCAUUUAUUUCAGAUGAUCAUUUGUCGAGGACGGAGAUUGGACGGGGUGAACUACGAAACAGAGUAUACAUCUUUUUUCCUCAUACCUAGCGUCAGCCCUUGUUGUCAAGUCAGAUCCAUUCGUUCUACACCAAAGAUUGGGUCACCCUUCCUCUAAUGUUUUUCCCUUUCUUGGUUAUAAUAAAACAGGUUCCGUUAU